AUGUACGACAGUACUUGUGGAGCGGCUGCCAGUGGGCAGUGCGGCAAGGCCCAGCGUGAAAGCGAUGGGCCACCACCGCGCGAGCCCCCGCUCGCUCCGCUUGAGCGUGAUUAUAGCGGCUUCGACAUUGUAAAAGCCACACAGUAUGGUGCUUUCGCUCGUGUUAAAGAACUUGUUGAAGCCGGCUGGGAUGUCAAUCAACCAGAUCACGAAACCGUAACUUUACUACAUUGGGCAGCAAUUAACAACCGACGUGAAAUAAUUGAAUAUCUACUGUCCAAGGGUGCCGUCGUUGACGCGAUUGGCGGUGAAUUACAAUCAACGCCCCUGCAUUGGGCUACCAGACAAGGCCAUCUGGAGGCAACAGUGCUCCUAGUGCGUGCCGGCGCUGACCCUGCUCUACGCGAUGCAGAGGGUUGUGCAUGUCUUCAUCUUGCGGCACAAUUUGGACAUACAGCAGUUGUGGCUUAUCUCGUGGCUCGGGGAGCUGACCCUGAUGCUCCAGAUGCAGGGGGCAUGACGCCACUUAUGUGGGCAGCUUGGAAAGUGUCCGCUGUAGAUCCUGCACGCCUUUUACUAACCCUGGGUGCAUCUACCAAUCCUACAGAUCGAUCACAUGGCAACACUGCUUUGCAUUGGGCUAUCCUCGCUCGUAAUACAACAGCUAUUUCUACUCUUAUUCUGUAUGGUAAUGCCAGUUUGGAUAUUCCAAACCUUCGUGGGGUCACUCCUCUGGUGAUGCUGCAGUCUAAUGCGGACUCUCUGUGGGUGGGCUCUAAGGUGUCAGACAAAAUUAAGGAGCAUGCUCUGCUCACAACGAGGAGAAGUAUUUUUCGUAGGUUAACUUAUGAUAAGAAAUUCAGAUGGUGGUGCGUAGUCGUCAUGCCUUUCAUGGCAUUCUACCUCACCGGCCUAGUGUUGGAGAUGGAUACAAUCUACUUGCUUAAAAUGUUCCUUCUUGUCUGCUUUUACGCCUUACUUCAUUUCCUUAGUAAUGCACUUUUUGACGAUGAACUUAAAAAUAUAUUCCCUUUGAGUGUAUACUUGGCUACGAAGGUAUGGUUUUAUAUAACUUGGGUGGUAUUCAUCGCGCCAGUUGUGAGUGCUUCGGCAACGUUAGGGUUCUUCCUGUUCUCGGGCUUUCUGUGGUACACAUUCCUACGCUCCUGGCGCAGCGACCCUGGCAUCAUCACCGCCACUAAGUCGGACAAGUUUCGUACGAUCAUCGAGCUGUCGGAGAGCAACGGCGGCGGGUUCGAACCGGCGCGCUUCUGCUCGGCCUGCCUGCUGCGGCGGCCGCUGCGCUCCAAGCACUGCUCCGUCUGCAACCGCUGCGUCGCCAAGUUCGACCACCACUGCCCCUGGGUGGCCAACUGUAUCGGUGCUAAAAAUCAUCAAUAUUUCAUCGGCUUUUUAGUCAGUCUUAUGAUAAUGUGCGUUUGGAUGCUGUGGGGCGGCGUGCAGUACUUCAUGACCCAGUGCGGUGACAGAGGCUCAGCACUGGACACGGCUCUGGGCUGGCUGCAGUGCAACGCCUGGCUUGCCUGGGUGCUGCUCAACGCAACCUUCCAUCUGUUCUGGGUCACCGUGCUGACCAGCUGCCAGCUGUACCUGGUGGUGUGCCUGGGCAUGACGACCAACGAGCAGCUGAACCGCGGCCGCUACCGGCACUUCCAGGCGCGCGGCGGCCGCUCGCCCUUCUCGCGCGGCCCGCUGCGGAACUGCGCCGACUUCUUCCAGUGCGGGAUGUGCGGGAUCCUGCAGCCCCGCCGCUGGGACUGGACGCACGCCGGCCUCGGCGACGACGAGCCCAUGCUGCGCGACGACCACUUCGUCUGA
This is a messenger RNA of Parnassius mnemosyne (clouded apollo), 1839 nucleotides long. Lineage: Eukaryota; Metazoa; Arthropoda; Insecta; Lepidoptera; Papilionidae. The record is from the annotation of a GenBank genome assembly.